This is a messenger RNA of Capra hircus (goat), 2004 nucleotides long. RefSeq names its product snail family transcriptional repressor 2 (gene SNAI2). Gene Ontology annotation, biological process: regulation of DNA-templated transcription. Bases 115 to 921 code for a protein of 268 amino acids. The record is from RefSeq and is a predicted model, not a curated record. The transcript has 3 exons. Gene Ontology annotation, molecular function: DNA-binding transcription factor activity, RNA polymerase II-specific; RNA polymerase II cis-regulatory region sequence-specific DNA binding. Lineage: Eukaryota; Metazoa; Chordata; Mammalia; Artiodactyla; Bovidae.
CCGCCACCGCGGGCUCAGUCCGCGAGGAGCCCGCGACCUGGCGGCGCCGCGCGCGCACCUGCGGGGCAGAGAUGCUGUAGGACCGCGCGCCCCGCGCCCCGCGCCGCCGCCAGGAUGCCGCGCUCCUUCCUGGUCAAGAAGCAUUUCAACGCCUCCAAGAAGCCCAACUACAGCGAGCUGGACACACACACAGUGAUUAUCUCCCCGUGUCUCUACGAGGGCUACCCGGUGCCUGUCAUCCCGCAGCCGGAGGUCCUCAGGUCGGGAGCCUACAGCCCGAUCGCCGUGUGGACCACCGCCUCUCCCUUCCACGCCCCGCUGCCCGCCGGCCUCUCCCCUCUGUCCGGAUACCCCGCAUCCUUGGGGCGCGUGAGUCCCCCUCCUCCGUCCGACACCUCAUCCAAGGACCACAGCGGCUCCGAGAGCCCCAUUAGCGACGAAGAAGAAAGGCUACAGUCCAAGCUUUCAGACCCCCACGCCAUCGAAGCUGAAAAGUUUCAGUGCAAUUUAUGCAAUAAAACCUAUUCGACCUUCUCAGGGCUGGGCAAACACAGGCAGCUGCACUGUGACGCCCAGUCCAGGAAAUCCUUCAGCUGUAAGUACUGUGACAAGGAAUACGUGAGCCUGGGCGCCCUCAAGAUGCACAUUCGGACGCACACCUUACCUUGUGUCUGCAAGAUCUGCGGCAAGGCGUUCUCCAGACCCUGGUUACUGCAAGGACACAUCAGAACUCACACUGGGGAGAAGCCUUUUUCCUGCUCUCACUGCAGCAGGGCCUUCGCAGACAGGUCCAAUCUGAGGGCUCACCUGCAGACGCACUCGGACGUCAAGAAAUACCAGUGCAAGAGUUGCUCCAAAACCUUCUCGCGGAUGUCCCUCCUGCACAAGCACGAGGAGUCUGGCUGCUGUGCGGCGCACUAGUGACACAGCCCCUGUUUACUCGGGCGGACACCUUUCUAGUUCACUUGUCACGCAUUUUACUUGUCACUCCGCCUCUGAGUGACAAGUAAAAGUCCUAAGGCAUUUUGUCUUGUGCUGACAAACCCGAAUAAUAUGUAUAGACACACACACACACACACACACACACACACACACACACAGCUGCCAGGGCAGGGGAUUUCAUGUGCAUCAGAUUAAUCCUUUCCAUGUGAAGUUUAAAAGGACCAUAUAUUUACUGAUCGUUAGAUGGAGAGGAUAAAAGACAAGAAUCUUGCUCUUCUGAGAUGAAGCAAAAAGCACAUUGCAUCUUUCCUUGCUAAGAAAGAAUGCAAAGAUUUACUUUGCUGCCAAAGCAUUUCAACUGAAAAGAACAGUGUUGCCUUGUACGGGAUUUGUAAUAGAUUUUCCUAUAGGACAAGAAUCUGCCAGACACUAUCUCAGGUGCCUUAUAAAGUAUUCCAAGUUCACUUUGUUACAUGUGUCAUGUCUGGUCACCAUCCUUGAACUGAAGCCUGCUUCGUUACCUGUCGUACUUUAAACUUUGUUUUUGAGGGAGAGAGGGAGAAGGAAAGAGAGAAAGAACAAGAAGGAAAAACACAAGAGAAUGUAUUAAAAGUGUUUUUUUCUUCUUUUUUAGCCAAUCAAUAGUAUGUGCCUUUAGGAGUCGGGAAAGACUAUUUUGAACAUUCCUGGUGCAUGCUCCAUGUCUUAUGUUUUAAAAGAUUUUUAAUGAUUUUCUAAAAUCAACUAAAGAUGGGAAUAAGUGCAACAAAGGAUUUUUAGAAACUCUGUGAUGUACUUAAACAACUUUAAAUGCGUACAACAAAUGCAAUCCACAACUGCACCCCUUCUAGCUGUCUUUUUAGUUACCUGUAUAGUUGAUGAGUCCAUGUAAAUUUGUGUUUAUUUUUAUAUGGUUGAAUGAGUUUUGUAUGAAAGUGAAAAGUUGUCUAUAGCCAAUGCCUAUAAACAACCUGAAGACUUGUGAAAUUUACAUUUCUUUUUUUUUUUAAAAAAAGUUUUCAAGGUUCUUUUUUACAAUAAACAUUUUUGAUGUAAAAUCUA